Messenger RNA from Caretta caretta (loggerhead turtle), 2457 nucleotides. RefSeq names its product neural retina leucine zipper (gene NRL). Gene Ontology annotation, molecular function: DNA-binding transcription factor activity, RNA polymerase II-specific; RNA polymerase II cis-regulatory region sequence-specific DNA binding. Gene Ontology annotation, biological process: regulation of transcription by RNA polymerase II. Gene Ontology annotation, cellular component: nucleus. The record is from RefSeq and is a predicted model, not a curated record. Lineage: Eukaryota; Metazoa; Chordata; Testudines; Cheloniidae.
UGAGCUCAGCGCCCGGGGUUCUUUAAAUGGGACCUCGGCGUCCGGGACUCCGCUGCGGCUCAGGGCAGGUCCCGGACGCCGGGGUUCCCCAGGGCGGCCCCUGGCGGCGAAGCGUGGCGUUGACAGGUCUCAUGCCCCACGACGCUGCCCCACCCAGGAUGUCAGUGCCCCUAGCCGAGUUCCCCACCAGCCCCCUGGCCCUGGAAUAUCUCAACGAUUUUGACCUGCUGAAGUUUGAGGUCAAGCGUGAGCUGGCGGGCCCAAUGGGCGGGGCCUCCCUGGGCCCCUCCCCCUGCAGCUCAGUGCCACCCUCCCCCACGCUGAGCGAAGUGGGGAUGGGGGAUGGAGGGGACCCCAAGGCAGGGCUGGAGGAGCUCUGCUGGCUGGCAGCGCUGCACCAGCAGAUGGCCGGGGGCGGGGAGGGGCUGGGGCUGAGCCCAGAGGAAGCAGUGGAGGCCCUGCUGGGGGGGGCAGCCGAGGGGGGGUUCUGCCCCGGGGGGCUGCUCCAGCCGCAACAGCAGCUCCCGCCGCUCCGCGACCGGCUCUCGGACGAGCAGCUCGUGGGCAUGUCGGUGCGGGAGCUGAACCGGCGGCUGCGGGGCGUCGGCAAGGACGAGGUGCUGCGGCUGAAGCAGAAGCGGCGCACGCUGAAGAACCGCGGCUACGCCCAGUCCUGCCGCUUCAAGCGGGUCCAGCAGCGCCACGUGCUGGAGGCGGAGAAAUCCCGGCUGGCCCGCGAGCUGGAGGCCCUGCGGGGGGAGCUGGCCCGGCUCGCCCGCGAGCGCGACCUCUACAAGGCCCGCUGCGAGAAGCUCCUGCCCCAGGCCCCCUCGCCCUCCCAGGGCUUCCUCUGAGCCGCCCCCGGGCGUGGGGCGCGGACACUGGGGAGGCGGCCAGCAGGGGGCGCUGCUCUGCUGAGGCCUCGGGGGGUGUCCUUCCGCCUGUGGCCAGCAGGGGGCGCUGCUCUGCUGAGGCCUCGGGGGGUGUCCUUCCGCCUGUGGCCAGCAGGGGGCGCUGCUCUGCUGAGGCUUCGGGGUGUCCUUCCGCCUGUGGCCAGCAGGGGGCGCUGCUCUGCUGAGGCCUCGGGGGGUGUCCUUCCGCCUGUGGCCAGCAGAGGGAACCCACUGGCUCAAUGACGUCUCCAGGCUCUCCACAGUCCCAGCGGUGUUAUUCCCUUUUGCCACCAGGGGGAGUGUGACUGGGACCUGUGGGGGGAGCAGGGGAUUUUGGGGGUGACUGUGGGGUUCCCCCUUCCUGCCUCCCGAGGGGAGUAAGUUGUAGGGGGAGGGAAUUUUUUUGAGAGCCCGAUCAACGUUUGUGUGGAUUGUGAUGGGGGCGGCGGUAGGUGUGGGGGACCCUCCCUCUGACAAUGGGAGUGUGUGGGGGGGCUGGACUCACCUGUUGCAUGCCGGUCAUGCCCACCGAUGCUGCACCCCAAAAAGCAGCACCAGCAGCCAAGCACCCUGUGUACCCCCCAUUGCCUCCCCAGCUCCCUCAGAGCGACCCUCCGCACCCAUGGCUGGCCACUUCCUGUACCCCAAUAUCAGCCCCCUGCACCCGGCCAGGGGGGUGCACCAGCCAGUCCUACACCCCACUACCAACACAUGCCCCCCUACUGCAGUGCAUCAGCAAGCCACCUCCUGGGGCCCCCCCAUAUUGAGCCUCAAGCCUCCCUGCUCCCCAAUAUUGGAAGUGAGCUCAGACCUGCGCUGCACCCCCUUAUGACGCCCUGCUCCUCAGGAUUGGAGUACGUCAGCCAAAGACCCCCCAUCCUCUCCCUACUGGACCACCAGCCCCUCCCCCCCAAAAUCCACUCUCUAUUGAUGCCCUGCCCCCCAACAGUGGGGUGCUCCCACCAGCCAACCCCUCAGGACCCCCAAGUGCCCUGGGAUCCCCUCAGCACAAUAGCAGCCUCUAGGAGCCCCAGGGACCCCCUGAGAGCACCCAGUGCGCCCUACUUCCACUCGGCGGGCCCUAGCACCCUCGAAGUCUAGGGGCGGGGCUUGUGGGGGGUCCCUGCGCCCCCUGCUGGAGGCGCACGACCCUGCCCUGGGUGUGGGGGGGUUAGUAUUUUAGCCCCCCACAUUCUGCUUUAGUCUUAAAGUCCCACGGCCCCACAAAUGCUGCUGCCCCCUGACCAUCCCUCUCCAGGAGGCGGGCUACCUGCGGAGCCCCGCCCACGGGGCGGAGCUUGUGGGGGCACAAGGGGCGGGGCCAGAGCCGUUGCUCCCCUCGCAGCUUUCCAAUGUCGUUGUAGAAUAAACAUCACCGGACCCCACCGAGCCCGGCGCUGGCAGUUCUUGUGGGCUGGGGGUGGAGCCUAGAGAGGGGGAGUGGCCUAGGGAAGCCCCACCCCUCGGGCGUAUCAGCCCCGCCCCCAAUCCCCCUCCUAUGCAACAUCCUCUCCCAGAGGAAGAUACCAGCUCUGGGCAGCAGGUGGCCCGAGGAUUCCGGGCG